Macadamia integrifolia is the source of this 1365-nucleotide messenger RNA. Its product is annotated as 54S ribosomal protein L19, mitochondrial-like. Lineage: Eukaryota; Viridiplantae; Streptophyta; Magnoliopsida; Proteales; Proteaceae. Gene Ontology annotation, cellular component: large ribosomal subunit; ribosome. The record is from RefSeq and is a predicted model, not a curated record. Gene Ontology annotation, molecular function: structural constituent of ribosome; large ribosomal subunit rRNA binding. Gene Ontology annotation, biological process: translation. The transcript is spliced from 3 exons. The coding region runs from base 725 to 1192 and encodes 155 amino acids.
AAUCUUUGAAGAAAGAGAGCAUAUAUGUAACCAAAUGACCCUUUAUAAUCCUCAAUUCCUCUAAUAAACAACCAAAUGCACCUCGUAUACCAAGAUGAGGAUGGUUUCUCUAUCUCCUCCUCAUCACAUUCUGUUCAACAACAAAGGAACACAAAAGAAGCAGUGCAGUCCUCAUAGCUCUCUGGUUUGGGCCGACACCCAUUGGCAGUUUGGCCGUGGGGACUGUGGACGUUGUUGGUCACUGCUCACUUGGGGAUUAAUUAGUCUGAAUGGGUUCUCAGAGACGAAGGGAGGGAGAUGAGGGAAUAAGGAAUUCGCUGCCUAGUCGCAGAGCCAGAGAUGGAGGAGGGGUGGACGGUGGAGUGCAUGUGGGAGCAAGCGAGAGAGAAAGACAUGGAAACCCUAUUGGAAACAGAGUAGUUGCAACCGCAACUGUGGUUCCCUGCUCUACCCGGACUCUCUCUCUCUCUCUCUCUCUUCUACAUUGUUAAAUUAUCCUAUUAGUCUUCGCCACCUCAUUGUAUGGAGUGCAAAAAAUUCGGUGACCGUUGAAGACGCAGUUCAGAUCCAAAGCCCUAGUCUGCAACUACCCAGUCCUGAUCUGCGGCACAGCCACUACAGCACUGGCCAGCAAGCCAUUUCCGGUGCAAACUUGUGUUCUGAACCCCUAAAACUCUCAUCCAUAUAUCUGUCUUAAGGAACAAGAAAGAAAAUUCAUUUGCCCAUGUCGUCUGUAAAAGAGAUCCUAACCCGUAAGCCGGUGCGCGCUACAAUCCGGCUAACUGUUCCUGCUGGUGGUGCCCGACCAGCCCCACCUGUUGGACCAGCCCUGGGUCAGUAUCGUCUUAACCUAAUGGCCUUCUGCAAGGACUUCAAUGCUCGAACCCAGAAGUACAAACCUGACACCCCAAUGUCUGUUACCAUCUCUGCUUUCAAAGAUAACACCUUUGAAUUCACAGUCAAGUCUCCUUCUGUCACUUGGUACCUCAAAAAAGCAGCCGGAAUUGAGUCUGGAAGCAGGCUUCCUGGUCAUGUUGUUGCAUCAGUGUUGAAUCUGAAGCACAUAUAUGAGAUAGCUAAGAUAAAACAGUCUGAUCCUUAUUGUCAGUACCUGUCAUUGGAGGGGAUCUGCAAAUCAAUCAUUGGAACUGCUAAUACUAUGGGCAUUAAGGUUCAGAAGGAAUUAGAUUGAUUCAAGAAUCUGGGAUUUUUUUUUUUUUUUUUUUACACUUUCAAUUAUAUUCAUCAUGGAACAAAUGGGAAUUUGACUUUAGGGGUAUCCCUCCAUUCAUUCUUCUGUCCUCUUUCAUCCAUUUGAUGAUUAAAUAUUAACAAAUAAAAAGUGGUCUGUGUGAUUUGUGUCCA